Coccidioides posadasii C735 delta SOWgp is the source of this 502-nucleotide messenger RNA. RefSeq lists its product as uncharacterized. Gene Ontology annotation, molecular function: acylphosphatase activity. The record is from RefSeq and is a predicted model, not a curated record. Lineage: Eukaryota; Fungi; Ascomycota; Eurotiomycetes; Onygenales; Onygenaceae.
AAAAGAGGCUCGUUGAGGACCACGGACAACUUGAAAACGCUGGCUACUGGAUGCCUAGCUAACUCGUAUUCUCCUCUUGUCAUCAUUGCUCACAAUCACUUACAGCAUUCUGUGGUCUAUCACGAAUGCUAUGGCCAAACGUGUUGCCUUUAUGGUCCAAGGGAGAGUGCAAGGAGUGUUCUUCCGUGAUUUCACCCAGAGAAAUGCAAACCUCUAUGGCUUGACUGGCUGGGUGAGGAAUACUACUGAUGGAAAGGUCCAGGGAGAAGCUCAAGGCGAUGAAGAAUCGAUAACGAAGCUCAUCGAGGACAUUUCGCGGGGCCCUCGACAUGCCCAAGUGACAAAGCUGGAAAAGUCCGAGAUUGAUCCGAAAGUGGGAGAAUCUCGAUUCCAGGUUGUCCGGUAGAUACAUUAGAAACGGUUGGGUGGAAGUCUAUUGACAAAUAUUGGGCUCGGAGCGAAGCCUACAGCAGGCUAGAUUUCUGUUUUGACAUGAUUGCUC